Messenger RNA from Manis pentadactyla (Chinese pangolin), 1401 nucleotides. RefSeq names its product ras-related protein Rab-33B-like. Gene Ontology annotation, biological process: Rab protein signal transduction. Lineage: Eukaryota; Metazoa; Chordata; Mammalia; Pholidota; Manidae. Gene Ontology annotation, cellular component: endosome; Golgi apparatus. The coding region runs from base 128 to 817 and encodes 229 amino acids. Gene Ontology annotation, molecular function: GTPase activity; GTP binding. The record is from RefSeq and is a predicted model, not a curated record. The transcript has a single exon.
GAGCCCCGGACGUGGCGGGGCCGGGCCGGCAAGGGUGCGGGGCCUGGGUUGUUCUGCUUGGCCGCUGGGCAGACUGACCUUCUGCGCCGCCGUCCAGCCCCGACGGGUUCCGCACCUUCCCAGGAGAAUGGCUUCGGAGAUGGAGUCGUCGCUGGAGGCAAGCUUUUCGUCCAGCGGUGCGGUGUCUGGGGCUUCAGUGUUUCUGCCUCCGGCUCGCUCCCGCAUCUUCAAGAUAAUCGUGAUCGGCGACUCCAAUGUGGGCAAGACAUGCCUGACCUACCGCUUCUGCGCGGGCCGCUUCCCCGACCGCACCGAGGCUACCAUCGGGGUGGAUUUCCGAGAACGGGCGGUGGAGAUUGAUGGGGAGCGCAUCAAGAUCCAGUUAUGGGACACAGCAGGACAAGAACGCUUCAGAAAGAGCAUGGUACAGCACUACUACAGAAAUGUACAUGCUGUUGUCUUUGUGUAUGAUAUGACCAACAUGGCUAGUUUUCAUAGCCUGCCAUCUUGGAUAGAAGAAUGCAAGCAGCAUUUGCUAGCCAGUGAUAUACCACGGAUUCUUGUUGGAAAUAAAUGUGACUUGAGAAGUGCCAUUCAAGUGCCUACAGACUUGGCACAAAAAUUUGCUGACACACACAGUAUGCCUUUGUUUGAAACCUCUGCUAAGAACCCCAAUGAUAAUGAUCAUGUGGAAGCUAUAUUUAUGACCUUGGCUCAUAAACUGAAAAGCCACAAAUCAUUAAUGCUCAGUCAAUCCCCUGAUAAUGGAAUUACCCUGAAGCCUGAACCAAAGCCUGCAAUAACAUACUGGUGCUAAAUAACAGUCUUUAUGAUAUCAGUAAAGAAAUACUUUUGAAAUAUGACAGUGAUAAGUUGUAAGAUUUAAUCUCCAGUAUAAUGGAUCAUCCUGACACUUUGCUAUUUAUCAUUGUCAUGCUCACAUUUGUAUCUUUUUUUUAAGGUAUUAUUGAUAUAUACUCUUAUGAAGGUUUCACAUGAAAAAACAAUGUGGUUACUACAUUCACCCAUAUUAUUGAGUCCCCACCCCCCAUACCCCAUUGCAGUCACUGUCCAUCAGUGUAGUAAAAUGCCACAGAUCCACUAUUUGCCUUCUCCGUGCUACACUGUCUUUCCAGUGACCCCCCUACACCAUGUGUACUAAACAUAAUACCCCUCAAUCCCCUUCUCCCUCCCUCCCCACCCACCCUCUCCUCACCCCUCCCCUUUGGUAACCACUAGUCCUUUCUUGGAGUCUGUGAGUCUGCUGCUGUUAUGUUCCUUCAGUUUUGCUUUGUUGUUAUACUCCACAAAUCACAUUUGUAUCUUGUAUCUACUUAAGUUUGUCACUGUGACAACACAAGGAAUAAGUUGUUUUCAGGUGAGGUUGAAAAUGAAGCAGAA